UCAGAUGAAGGAAUUGAAGCUUGCACAAUUUCUUCUGAAAAAGUGAAUGCAAAUGACAUUAUCCUAGUUGCCCUUAAUACAGAUUUAAGAACGAUUGGAAAGAAAUUCCUCCCCAGUGACAUCAAUGGUGGAAAGGUGGAAAAGCUGGAAGGGCCAUGUGUUCUGCAAAUACAGAAAAUACGCAAUGUUGCUGCACCAAAGGAUAAUGAGGAAUCUCAGGCUGCUCCCAGAAUGUUACGUUUACAGAUGACUGAUGGACACACAAGCUGCACAGCUGUAGAAUACAGUAGCAUGUCAAAAAUUAGCCUGAACACUCCACCUGGAACAAAAAUUAAGCUUUCAGGAGUUGUUGAAGUGAGAAAUGGAUUCUUGCUGUUGGAUGACAGUAACACAACAGUUCUUGGAGGUGAAGUGGAGCAUCUUAUAGAAAAGUGGGAAUUACAAAGGAGUUUAGCAAAACAUAACAGGAGUAACAUUGGAACAGAAGGUGGCCCUCCCCCUUUUGUACCUUUUGGGCAGAAGUGUGCAUCUCACAUGCAAGUGGAUAGCAGAGACCUUGAUCGCAGGAAGACUCUGCAAAUGACCAAUACUGUAAAACCGGUUGCGGAUAACGAUGAAUUUGAAAAGCAGAGAACAGCUGCUAUUGCAGAAGUAGCAAAGAGCAAGGAGACCAAGACAUUUGGAGGAGGUGGUGGCAGUAGCAGAAGUAAUCUCAGUGUGAACGCUGGAGGGAAUCGAAGCAGGGAACUGUUCCAGAAAGAGAAGAUAACAAAACCUGAGGGAAAGAAUGAAGGUGUCUACAGAGAACUGGUUGAUGAAAAGGCUCUAAAACACAUAACAGAGAUGGGUUUUGGCAAAGAAGCAGCAAGACAGGCACUUAUGGAUAACAGUAACAACCUAGAGGCAGCAUUAAAUUUUCUUCUGAACAGCAGUAAACAGAAACCCAUUCAGGGACCACCACCUAGAGGUAAAGGGAAGGGCCGAGGCCGAAUAAGACCUGAAGAUGAAGAAGAGCUAGGAAAUGCCAGACCAUCUGCACCAAGCACACUGUUUGAUUUCUUGGAAUCCAAAAUGGGUACUCUAACAGUAGAGGAACCAAAAUUGCAAUUUCAGCCACCGCAUCAAGUGCAGCACAAAGUUAUGAAUACAGAACAGAAUGGCAUCAGAGAGAAUCAUUCAAGACACAUCUCUCACAUGAGACAACCAAGGAAUGAGAAGCCUCCUCGUUUUCAAAGGGAUAUUCAAAAUUCUAGGCAGGCUUCAGAAAGUGGUGGGUUACCAAGAAACAGAGGUUCUGAAAAGCACAGUUCCCUAGAACAUUGGACAGAUGAAAAAAAAAAAAGUGACAGACAUUAUCCUAGAAAUGAUAGGCCAAAGGAUUCGGGUUAUCCCGUAGCCACUCACCAGAGUGAUAUUGCUUUCAAAAAAAGGGAUAACAAUAUGCAAAACAGAAUAGGAAAAGGUGUGUCUUUCACAGACUUCCAGGAGAACUCUGCUGCUCAAGAUACUACAGACCACAAUAACCAGAAACGUGGGAAAAGGGAAACCCAAAUACACAAUUCUGAAAAUUUUUGUGAUAGGAAGGCACGAACAAUAAGUAAUGAAGGCUUUAUGGUAAAAAGUGAACAACAUUUUGGUGUCAACAAUGAUUACCAAAAUCCUGGUAGAACUGAUAAUUUUAAUGCUGUACCAAAUGGAGAUAUUGAGCAUCAUCAGAAAGGAAGACGAGUAGGACCUAUCAAAUCAUCAGGACCCACUGCAGUCCCCUCUUUUGAUGAUAAAAUGUUGUAUUACAACACCGGUCCCAAAAGGAGAUCUGGGCCCAUCAAACCAGAGAAAAUAUUAGAAUCUUCAAUUCACAUGGAAUAUGGAAGAAACUGGAGACCAGGGGAUGAGUGUUUUGCUCUUUAUUGGGAAGACAACAAGUUCUACCGGGCAGAAAUUGAAGCUCUCCAUUCUUCUGGGACAACUGCAGUUGUUAAAUUCUGUGAUUAUGGAAAUUAUGAAGAGGUGCUUCUCAGCAACAUCAGGCCUGUUCAUGCAGAGACAUGGGAAGAAGAAACAUACGAGCAAACUCUGGAAUUCCGCAGAGGAGGUGAUGGCCAGCCGAGACGGUCCACAAGACCUACUCAACAAUUUUAUCAACCCCCAAGAGCUAGAAACUGAUGAAUAAGAAAUAAAAG
Messenger RNA from Chaetura pelagica (chimney swift), 2183 nucleotides. It is a transcript of the gene TDRD3, whose product is annotated as tudor domain containing 3. The transcript has 12 exons. Bases 232 to 2166 code for a protein of 644 amino acids. The record is from RefSeq and is a predicted model, not a curated record. NCBI's taxonomy places the organism in Eukaryota, Metazoa, Chordata, Aves, Apodiformes, Apodidae. Gene Ontology annotation, molecular function: protein binding. Gene Ontology annotation, cellular component: nucleus.